AUGGGACAGAACAGCUGCUAUACCUGCGGAAGGAUCGGACACUACUCCAAUCAGUGUCCAAAUCGCCAGCAAAGUGGAGGCGGAGGAAGGCCAAACCAGUACCAGCCACAGCUCAAAGCGAUGGAAGGAGUCCUACCGCUACCGCCGCCACAGCGACAGCAGCCAGCCUAUCGACCACGUCAGUCAGGAAGGCAGCCGCCAGCCCCGCAGGUGAAUCAACCCCAUCAUCAGAGAGUGUUUGCGCUUGAGCAGAAGGCUCAGGACAAGAAUCGAGGAAAUCUAGCAGGUAUUGAUGAGUUGAAGGGUGUACCCAUAGUAAUACUGUUUGAUAUGGGAGCAUCCCAUUCUUUUAUUUCCCAUACUUGUGUCGAUACUAUGGAAUUGAAUAUAGAGCCUGCUCCACAACAUCUAAGAGUGAUGACUCCAAUAGGCAGAACCACUACGGUCUCACUCAUAUGUCCUGACUCAGAAUUCGAGCUAGAAUCGAUUAAGCUCAGGGCUAGAAACCUAAGGAUGAUGUCUAUGUGGUACAUAAAUAUUAUUUUGGGAAUGGAUUGGUUAGAGGAGAACCAUGUGCCGAUACAAUGCAAGGAGAGAUGA
Messenger RNA from Salvia miltiorrhiza (redroot sage), 600 nucleotides. RefSeq lists its product as uncharacterized. NCBI's taxonomy places the organism in Eukaryota, Viridiplantae, Streptophyta, Magnoliopsida, Lamiales, Lamiaceae. The record is from RefSeq and is a predicted model, not a curated record. Gene Ontology annotation, molecular function: nucleic acid binding; zinc ion binding. The transcript has a single exon. The coding region runs from base 1 to 600 and encodes 199 amino acids.